CAAGGGUCUCUCCCUGUCCCCCCUGAUCCCCUCACUGUGAGUGGGCCCCCCCCCCAGCCACCCCUCAGGGAUGCUGAUCCUGUCCUGCCUCCACUUCUCCCCUCUCCCUCCCCCCAACAUCCUACCCAGUCACUUGGGAGUUCCUCCCAUCCCCUUAGGUGUCCAAGGUACCCCACCAGCACCUGGUAGGUGCCCUAAUUGUGAGGAGAUGCAAACUCCACAUCAGUAAGUUUUUUUUAAAUGCAUGCUGAUAUGACAGCUGUCACAAUACAGUCUAACAAAACUGUUUCAAAUGAAGGUAAAGACAUCUAAGUGCUACUAGAGCCAUCUUACAGAAAAACCCAAAUGAACUUUUUGGCCAACCCAAUAAAAGAGACCCAAGUCAAACUUCUAGCCAUAAAAACUACAAUAUCUGAAAUAAAAAAUACACUGGAUGUGAUUAACAUCAGAUUAGACAGUGAAGAAUGAAAAAUUACCAAACUUGGAGACCAGAAAUGGAAACUAUCACAAAUGAAAUACAAAGAAAAAAGUUUUGUUUUGGGGUUUUUUUAAGUGAACAGAGCAUCAGAGAGCUUUGGGACAAUUUCACGUUACCUAAUAUUCAUGUAUUUGGAUCCUGGAAAGAGAAGGACAGCAGAAAAAUAUUUGAGAAAUAGUGGCCAAAAACUUUUCAAAUUUCAGGAAAACUGUAAACCCACAGAUCCAAGAAGCUCAGUAAACUCAAAGCAUAAGAAACAUGAAGAAAACUACACUGAGACACAUAACCAAAUGCUCAAAACCAGUGAUAGAAAAAUCUUAAAAGCUACCAGGGAAGGAAGACACAAACAAAAAGUAAGAAAACUAAGGGUGACAGCAGAUGUUAUGUUGGAAAUAAUGUAGCUAAUAGUGGAGGAAUCUCUUUAGGGUACUGAAGAAAACCUCAACCUAGAAUUCCAUCGCCCCCCAAAAUACAAUCUUUCAAAAAGUAAGGCAAUCUAAAGGCAGUUUUAGUUAGACAUAAAAGCUGAAAGGAUGCAUCAGCAGUAGAACUGUGCUACAAGAAAUGUUAAAAGAAGCCAUUCAAGCAGAAGGAAAAUGACAACAGAUGGAAAUAUUUAUCUGUACAACAAAAUGAAGUGCACUGUAAGUGGUUACGAAGUAGGUAAAUAUAUAAGGUUUUAAAAAUUUAGCAGUGUGGUGUGGAGUUUAUAACAAAUGUAAAAAGAUGUUGGUGAAACAGUAAUACAAAGGAUUGGAGGACAGAAAUGGAAGUUAUAUACAAUUAUAAAAUUUUUAUGGAAUACAAGAAGUGAUAUGUUAUUUGAAUGUAUGCUGUGUGAUAUAUAUACUGUAAACCUUAAAGCAACCACUUAAAUAACAAAGCUAUACGUAGCAAGCCAACAAAGGAGAAAAGAGUGAUAUAAAAUGUUUUCAUUGCUAUAUAGUGUCCCACUGUAGGAAUAUAGCAGUAUAUUGUCCAGUGGGUGGACACUUCAGUAAUUUUAGUUGUUGCUAGUACACAUUUCUACUUUGAACAUAUUUUACAUGUCUAUUUAUGUGAAUUACAGGAGUUUCAUAUAGUUAUAUGAUUUAUAUGUAUAAUUAGAUACGGAAUUACUGAGUUGAAGCAGGGGUAAGGUCAAAUUGUUUUCCAAAAUGUUUUCAUCAAUUUACAUUUCAACAGCAGAAUAGGCAAUUUCCAUUACUCCACAUUCCCCAAAACAUUUGGUAUUAUCAGUCUUCUUAAUUUUAGUCAAUCGGGUAGGUAGGUAUAUAGUGGUGUCUCAUUAUUAUCAUAAUUUGCAUUCUCUCAUCCCUUUUAUUUUUCAUAUCUCUUCCUAUACCCCCCCUUUAUGAUCCUUCACUUAUCCUGUCAGUGACACCCAGGAGCCUUAGGUCACCUAAAAACAGUGACAUUCACACAUAAAAAGAUCUUAUUAAGAGAAUCUACUGUGAAUUAGCUGCAUGUGACCAUUGGGGUACCAGAAGAAAGCAAAACAUCUUUAUAGUAUUUAUGGUAAAGGUUUCACUCCGCAAGGAAUCAUACAGGUGUGAAAUGAGCAACUCUGAAGAUGAGGACCUCCCCCAGCUCUCUUCCCAUGCCCUUGCAGCUCUGCAGGAAUUUUAUGCUGAGCAGAAACAGUACGCCGACCUCGGUGGCGAUGACAAGUGUAACAUCGGAAUAAUAGAGGAGAACUGGCAGCUGAGCCAGUUUUGGUACACUCCGGAGACGGCCCUGCGCCUUGCAGAGGAAGCCGUGGCAUCUGCUGGGGAAGGUGGCAGAAUAGCAUGUGUGAGUGCCCCCAGUGUUUACCAGAAGCUGAGAGAGCUGCACAGAGAAGACUUUUCUAUCUGCAUCUUCGAAUAUGACCGCAGGUUUGCCAUGUACGGAGAGGAGUUCAUCUUCUAUGAUUACAAUAACCCAGUGGAUUUACCUGAGAAAAUUGCUGCACACAGUUUUGACAUUGUAAUAGCAGAUCCCCCCUAUCUCUCUGAGGAAUGUCUUAGAAAAAUGUCGGAAACCAUCAAGUACCUGACCCGGGGCAAGAUUCUGCUGUGCACAGGUGCCGUCAUGGAGGAAGAGGCAGCAAAACUUCUUGGAGUGAAGAUGUGCAAGUUUAUUCCAAAACACACUCGAACCUUGGGGAAUGAAUUUCGCUGUUACGUGAAUUAUGAUUCUGGGCUGGACCGUGAACUGUGAACGCAGCUGGUGAUACAAUGCAGUAAAGGACCCAUGGGACAUUUCGCUCUUUUCUUAGUAGAUUGAAAAGCUACGACCUCCCCUCCUCCCUCACAAACUGGGGGCUCUCCCUGGCCUACCUUUCAAGAUGAAGAAGACAACAUCUUGUUGUGAUUUCCUUAGUGAGGGCAUCCCUAGAGCUGGGGAUGCUUUCGCCAACUUGAAUCAGUGGAAUUAUAUUUGGAAGAAGUCAUAGAAGCCAUCUAGUCUGCUCUCCUUAAUGCAGGUAAAGAGCCAGGAGUACAGGCGGCUUAGUGACUGGCCAGGGCCUCUGCCUCGGGCGCAUCCCGCGUACGGGUGGCUGCGGACACCUGCGUGUGCUGACAGAGUCGUAGCUGAGGACGAGGGUUGUGUCCAGUUCACAGUUGCCUCCCAGGAGCUCAGUGCCCAGAAGAGGGCGCGUGCUCAGUAAAUAUUUGUUGAGUGUUCCGGUCAGAGAAAAAAUGCAAAUACAGGUGGCCUUUCUAGAUCUUGGAAGGGAAAGCCGAUUCUUCCAUUGGAAAUGUGUUACCUGUUAACAGCUAACGUUAUUAGUUAAAGUGAUGAUUAAUACAGUUUAUGGAAGAGCAGUAUUAUCCCCAUAGCAAAUCGUUUACUCUCCUUCAGUCCACUCCUCUGAUGUUUGUUUGCACUAUUUAUGUUUGAGGAGUGGCUAGAAAAUGUUACACAACAGUGGCAGUGCUUGAAGUAAUUACCCAAGGUUUGAAAGGCAAUUUUUCUUUUUAAUUCGUGGAUUUCUUUCUUGACGUUGAUCUGAACCUUCUGUUUUCUGGACAAGAAUGGAUGCUAGGGCUUCCCUAGUGGCGCAGUGGUUGCGCGUCCGCCUGCCGAUGCAGGGGACACGGGUUCGUGUCCCGGUCCGGGAAGAUCCCACGUGCCGCGGAGCGGUUGGGCCCGUGAGCCAUUGGCCGCUGGGCCUGCGCGUCCGGAGCCUGUGCUCCGCAACGGGAGAGGCCACAGCACUGAGAGGCCCGCGUACCGCAAAAAAAAAAAAAAAAAAAAAAAAAAAAAAGAAUGGAUGCUAGAUAUACCACCACUAGGCUUACCAUUUUUUUUCCCCCAGAGGUUGAGCACAGAAGUAAAAUUCCCCAGAUGGUACAGAACUACCCACAGCUAUCAAUUUCAAUUUUGAAUUUUUUAUUUGGAAACUAUGAAUUUUGCUCAGCAAUGUUUUUCAUGCACAACCUCUGUCAAUAUUUGGUACAAAUUGAAAGUUCUCUCGGUUGACCUUCUGUCCAGAUCAGACCAAGGCUGAUUGUAAGUAAGGACAAGAGCGUAUAAACAACGAUGUAGAGAGGCCGACUCUGCAGAUGAUCUUCUCGAACAUCAACCAUAAAAUUAAAAUAAAGUGAAGACCUUAAUUAACAGUAUCCUCUGAAAAUUAGUGGAGCCCAUCAAAGCAGAGUCCAGAGAGAAAUGCACAGCCAGCAUGCCCUUCACCUACAAUUGUUUUAAGGAUUUUAAAGCGAGUUAAGAACUUUACUUUUACAAAUAAUUGUGUUCAGGGACAGACUUAGCCUAAAGAAAAGGGUAAAGUUUAGCUUACGUUGCGGUUGUAGAAGAGGACUCCACUCCUGAUUUCUGGGAAUUGUAAGUCUGCGAGUGAAAAAAAUUUCUAGUUGUAUAAACCUGCAGCGAUUUAUACAAGUGUGAGAUUCUGGGGUGAGCUGAGCCUCCCAGAGGGCGGGCGGGUCCUAUGCGGCAUGUCCACCGGUCACCCUCAGCAACAGGCGGGCGAGAGGGAGAGGGUUCCGCCUGCGCGUCUGAAAACUCCUGCCGAGCAAGUGAAAACAAUGUUUAUAAAAUGUUUACAUGUCAAGUAAAAUGUCUGUAAUAUACUUGCUCAGAAUGGCUAAUAUAAAAAGUUUCUGCCCCUACUGAAAAUAGCUGAUUAAACAAGAAGGUAUAUAUUCUACUUUUUUAAAAAAAGGUGGUGUCUGUCUGUCCUCGACCUUGUGAGGCUCUGUCCCCUCCCAACGGUCCUUGCAGUGCUGUCAACCGUGGCUGCAAGGGGCCGGUGGCCAGGAGCCUCAAGGAGCUCUGGCGAAGCGGGUCACCGGUGGCGGCCCCAGCCUUGGGCCGCCCACACGGGGCUGCCACGUGGUUAGUUCCCGUCACCUUUCGCCGCCCUGCGCUCCUGCCCAAGAGGAAGCC
Physeter macrocephalus (sperm whale) is the source of this 4873-nucleotide messenger RNA. It is a transcript of the gene EEF1AKMT1, whose product is annotated as EEF1A lysine methyltransferase 1. The transcript has 5 exons. The record is from RefSeq and is a predicted model, not a curated record. Gene Ontology annotation, biological process: methylation. NCBI's taxonomy places the organism in Eukaryota, Metazoa, Chordata, Mammalia, Artiodactyla, Physeteridae. Gene Ontology annotation, molecular function: protein-lysine N-methyltransferase activity; nucleic acid binding. The coding region runs from base 1994 to 2680 and encodes 228 amino acids.